Messenger RNA from Cryphonectria parasitica EP155, 837 nucleotides. Its product is annotated as S-adenosyl-L-methionine-dependent methyltransferase. The transcript has 2 exons. NCBI's taxonomy places the organism in Eukaryota, Fungi, Ascomycota, Sordariomycetes, Diaporthales, Cryphonectriaceae. Bases 1 to 837 code for a protein of 278 amino acids. Gene Ontology annotation, molecular function: methyltransferase activity. The record is from RefSeq and is a predicted model, not a curated record.
AUGGCUGCCCCACGCGAGCAAGCAACCUACACCUUUGGCCACCACGCCAGCGUCAUCAACAGCCACGCCCGGCGCACCGCCCAAGACAGCGCCGCCUUCCUCCUCCCACACAUCCAGCCCAACCACACCAUCCUCGACGUCGGCUGCGGGCCGGGCACCAUCACCACCGACCUGGCCCAGCUCGUGCCGCAGGGCCGCGUCACGGGCGUCGACUUUGCCGAGAGCGUCCUGGACAGCGCGCGGGCGCACGCGCGCGGGCGGGGCGUGACGGACAACCUGGUCUUUGAGGCCGUGGACGCGAACGCGCUGCCGUAUGCGGACGGCUCGUUCGACGUGGUGUUUUGCCACCAGGUCCUGCAGCACGUCAAGGACCCCGUGGGGAUCCUGCGCGAGAUGCGGCGCGUGGCCAGGCCCGGCGGCGUGGUGGCGGCGCGGGAGGCGGAUUAUAAGAGCUUUGCUUGGUAUCCCGAGCCGGCUGGCCUGGAUCGCUGGCAGGCUGUCUAUCGGCAGGUUGCGAGGGCGUGUGGGGGCCAGCCUGAUGCUGGGCGGUAUGUUCUGCAGUGGGCGAAAGAAGCUGGGUUUCAGCGGGACCAUCUUGUACACACGUGGAGCUCCUGGCACUACACGGGCGAGGCGGCAGAGAAGUUUGGAGAGAGCUGGGUGGGCCGGGCGUUGCAUUCAGAUUUCGCAAAACAGUUUCUCAAGUUCGAGACGGGUUCGCAGGCAGACUUGGAGGAUAUCAGCGCCACGUGGGGGAAGUGGUCUGCCGAGGAGGAUAGGUUCAUCGUGAUCCCUAAUGGGGAGAUUUUGUACAAGGUCCCGGAGAGCUCAACUUGA